Messenger RNA from Rosa chinensis, 2095 nucleotides. RefSeq lists its product as uncharacterized. The transcript has 2 exons. NCBI's taxonomy places the organism in Eukaryota, Viridiplantae, Streptophyta, Magnoliopsida, Rosales, Rosaceae. The record is from RefSeq and is a predicted model, not a curated record. The coding region runs from base 133 to 1935 and encodes 600 amino acids.
AAAAAGAAAUUAAGAAGCCUUUGAUGGUUUGGUCCCCUCAAUAUUUUAUACAUGUGGACUUAUAGAGAAAAGCCCACUAUCACAAUUUAAAAUUUUGAAAAUCAAAUCCUUUUCCCUCUUCUAGUCUUCUAUAUGAGGAAUGCCCACCAGGUGUUUGUGAAAAUGCCUGAGAGAGACUCAGUGGCCUCCACACCCCAACAAUCCUCAAUUCUGCGAAGAUCUCCCAGAUUUCUUCACCCCAAGACCACUCCAGAACCACAGAAACUCGCCACACCUCGCCGGAAGCCUCAGAGAAAGACCGCUGCAGAAUCCGAAAACCAGAAAACCCCCAAAUCCAAAUUCAGAAGGAACGGGGCAAAAGCUUUGGAUUGUAGACUUCUUGAGAAGAGUAACAGUCCAGAACCGGAGCAAACGGCCACGAGUCUCCGAAAGUCGCAGCGGCUUGUGGAAUUGAAAGAGAGAUCUGGGCAGUUGGAAAACCCUAAAACCCCCAAAUUUAAAUCUAGAAGCGACAAUGUGGUACGCUCUUUGAAUCUUUCGAUUGGCUCGAAGAAAUUGAGUAAAGCCAAUGCUGGGUCGAGAGAAUCUAAGGUUUUGAAUCAGGAGGUGGUCGUGGAUGAAGCUGAGGAUUCCUCCCCAGAGAGAGUCUCAAAGAACUUGGGGGAAUCUCAUUAUGGGUCUCGUAAUUGCGAGAAAUCGAGUUCUGGGUCAAGAAAAGCUCCAAGAUUGAACAAUGUCAGUGAUGGGUUUCAGACUCCUAGACGAUCUUCGAGGUUGGGUGGUAAGCAGAAUGUGGUUGACAAACAAACUGAUAAGGCAACUAGUGGUAGAUCUAAGAGUAAGUCCAAAAUUUCUUUGGAUAAAGAGAAGGUCUCAGGUGUUCGGAAAGAUGGAGCUUGUGUGAAUUCAGGCGAAAUUGUUUUGGAAAAGAGCAAAAGGGUGAGUAAGAAAAGUUCAGUCGGUGGUGUUGAAACAGUUAGUGUGGAAGGUGGAGAGGGCAAAGCUCAAGAGUUAGAUUGUGGAGAUAAAAAAGUUGCGGUUAGGAGGAAGAGAAAGAGAGGUGGAGAAGAUGUCAAGGUCGCCAAAGGUUGGACAAAGGAACAAGAAUUGGCCUUGCAGAGAGCUUAUUUGCUAGCAAAGCCGACGCCUGGUUUCUGGAAGCAGGUUUCUAAACUGGUUCCCGGAAAGUCUGCACAGGAUUGCUUUGAUAGGAUACAUUCUGACCAUAUAACCCCACCCCAACCUCGUCCUCGGUCGAGGGCAAAGAUUACUACAAAUUCAUCCCCCCUUGGAGGAUUUUCACUCUCUGCAAGUAGACUGCUUAAUCCUGUUGAGUCAAAGGCUAAAAGACAUGGCUGCAGUAAACAGAGAAGCCAUCUUGCGCAGAAAGCUGUCAGAGCAUUAUUACACAAGCAUUAUCAAGUGCACCAAGAGUUUGAGGCAGAUCUAUUUUCAGUACUUGAGCCAAGUGUAGGUCCAUCUACUGAGACUUCUCAGCCUAGUGUUGUACCUUCUACUCCAACAAAUUCACAGGUAAAGCAGGGAUUCCUUCACAAGAGCAGUCAAAUAUCAUCUGCGGGUCAUAAGAAGCCCCUCUCAAGGUUUAGUAACUCAUCUGAGACAUCUCUUGUUAGUCCUCCGGUAUUAAAGCAGGUCAAGAACAAGGUCUUGCAUGAGAAAUAUAUUGACCAAUUGCAUAUCAGGGAAGCUAAGAGAAAAGCAUUAGCUAAAAACACUAAAAAAUCCACUGGUGGAAUCGAUGAAACACAAAAGAGUCAUAUUCAGGAGGUGGAUCUGAGAACUGCAAAAAUUGCCCUGGUUUCUGAUGCAAGAGAUGCUAUAAAUAAGCUCAAACAUCUGCAGGAAAACUCCUCGGAGUCGGAUGAUGAUGGAAUUGCAAGGGAUGAUGAGGAAGAUGAAGAUGAGACUUUGUAGUGUUAUCCUCUCCUUUUCUUACACAUGUAUGACAUUAACCAACAUGUAGAAUUUGUAUCCCUGUAAUUGAAGUUGCUUUCCUAGCUCCUGACUUUUGACCCUGUCUUAUUUGUGUCAUCAUCCAAACGGAUAAAAUGAAAAUAGAGGUUGUAGCUUUAAA